CAACAAACCAGGAAAAUUCCUCCCUCUCUUCCCCUCUCUCUCUUCGUCAAGUCUUGAUCGACCGAAAACCCAAUCAGUUUAUUAUAAGUUUGUAACACCUUUUGCCUUGCUUCCCUUUGAAGUCUGAAAUCCGAACUCUGAAGUCCAAACGCCAAGGUUGCUUGGUUGCAGAAUGGCGGCAAAGGGUGAGCCAGUCUACUACUCGCCCAUACCUUCUCCCCCACCAGAGCUCCAGUACCACCAACAACCACCGCCGCAGCAGCAUUACAUCAUCCUCCCUCUCUAUUGCCCCCCAUGUCAAUUCCGCGUCCUUCGGCGCCACCUCCUUGGCGUCGCUGCGCUCCUCCUCUUCGCCGGCGGGUUGUACCUCAUCUGGCCCUCCGGACCCGAGGUCAACGUGGUACGUCUGGGUCUUGGCCAUGUCCAAGUGCACACCUCCCCUCGUGUCUCCAUCGACGUCUCAGUAGCCCUCACUGUCAAGGCUCGGAACAGAGAUUUUUUCUCUUUCAACUACAGCUCCAUCGUCAUCUCGAUUGGGUACCGGGGGAAGCAAUUUGGGUUUGUGACAUCGAACGGGGGUCAUGUCAGGGCGAGGGGUUCUUCUUACGUGAACGCUACUCUUAACUUCGAUGGAGUUGAGAUCCUCGACGACGUGUUUUUAUUGCUGAAAGAUUUGGCUAAAGGUUCUAUUCCCUUAGACACUGUUUCAGAAGUCCAAGGACAGUUACAGUUCUUAUUCUUCUUCAACUUUCCACUCAAGGCAAAGAUAUCUUGCGAGGUGCAUGCGAAUACGGUGAAGCAGACAGUCACUAGUCAAGAUUGCUACCCCGAUCAAUAGUAGCAGGAUAUUUCGUAAGAGAUUCAUAUGAAGUUGGAAAGUGCUGAUUCCCUGACUUUGUGGCACUCCUUGAAUUUUCUUAAUAUGGGUACGGAGAUAAACAUGUUGGGUUAUUGAAGAACAGGUUUUCUUUGUUUUUUUCUAUUUCCCGUUGGUAUAUCAAUGUAUAUGUUCCAGAAGUUCAGCGUGGGAAGCUAUUGCAAGGAACUGAGUUCAGUGUUGAUGAACAAACGGAGAGAUUAGCCAAAGGAAGAUCACUUAAUAUGAAGAGAAAAAAGACAUUUUGAAGAUGCCGGAGAAUGUCGAAAGCAGGUGUACAUCCACGGGCAGGGAUGGAAGGAAAUGGAUCAGCACAUGUUGCAGCAGCUAUGGAUUUCAGAGGUCAAGAAAUGUCGUCGUUUUCCCCCCGGUUGGCUAGAAGAAACUCUUUCGCAAGACAGCAAGGUGGCUUGAGGAAAAUAGCGGUUUCAUCACUUCAAUUUUCUCCCGUCUUUGGUUCCUGAUGUCUUUUCCUCCAAGUGUAUAAUAUAUGUAUGGCUUUUCUUCUAGUGUUUCUUACUUUCUUCUGUUUUGUCCAUUUCUGUACUGGAUUUUCCUGUUCUUCAAUGAGAUUUUUGGGUACUAAAAAAUGUGUCUGAA
Molecule: messenger RNA, 1477 nt
Organism: Nelumbo nucifera (sacred lotus)
Lineage: Eukaryota; Viridiplantae; Streptophyta; Magnoliopsida; Proteales; Nelumbonaceae
Biological process (GO): defense response to other organism
Source: RefSeq, a predicted model, not a curated record